UCAACCUCAACUUCGCCCUUACCUCUUGUCGACUUUUUCCUCCUCCUCCUCCACAACCUAUCCCCAUUGCCUCUCCACACAACCUCCUCCAAGAUGCUUUCCAGUCGCUUAAUAUCACGAGCCGUUGCUCGCCCUGCCUUCCAAAAGUCUACCCUCCCCGCCGUCGUCUCCUCGUCCUCUCUGUCGCGAUGGAGCCGUGGAUAUGCCUCUGCAUCUGAGGAGAAGGAUCUCGUCAUCAUCGGUGGCGGCGUGGCCGGCUACGUCGCUGCUAUCAAGGCUGGCCAGGAGGGCAUGAAGGUGACAUGCAUUGAGAAGCGCGGCACCCUUGGCGGUACCUGCUUGAACGUCGGCUGUAUCCCCUCAAAAUCGCUCCUCAACAACUCGCACCUCUACCACCAGAUCCUCCACGACACCAAGAACCGCGGUAUCGAGGUCGGCGAUGUCAAGCUCAACCUGGCCAACUUCAUGAAGGCCAAGGAGACUUCCGUCUCCGGCCUGACCAAGGGUAUCGAGUUCCUCUUCAAGAAGAACGGCGUCGAGUACAUCAAGGGCACCGGCUCUUUCGUCAACGAGAACGAGAUCAAGGUCGACCUCAACGAGGGCGGCGAGACCAGUGUUCGCGGCAAGAACAUCCUCAUCGCCACCGGUUCCGAGGCCACCCCCUUCCCCGGUCUUGAGAUUGACGAGAAGCGCGUCAUCACCAGCACCGGUGCCAUCGCCCUGGAGGAGAUCCCCAAGACCAUGACCGUCAUUGGUGGUGGUAUCAUUGGUCUUGAGAUGGCCUCCGUCUGGUCGCGACUUGGCACCAAGGUCACCAUUGUCGAGUUCCUCGGCCAGAUCGGUGGCCCCGGCAUGGACACUGAGAUCGCCAAGGCUGCCCAGAAGCUUCUCAAGAAGCAGGGUAUGGAGUUCAAGCUCAACACCAAGGUCGUCAGCGGUGACAAGUCUGGUGAGCUGGUGAAGCUCGAGAUCGAUGCCGCCAAGGGUGGCAAGCCCGAGACCAUUGAGUCUGAUGUCGUCCUCGUCGCCAUCGGCCGACGACCUUACGUUGGUGGCCUCGGCCUCGAGAACAUUGGCCUCGACACCGAUGAGCGCGGCCGUGUUAUCAUCGACUCCGAGUACCGAACCAAGAUCCCCCACAUCCGAUGUGUCGGUGAUGUCACCUUCGGCCCCAUGCUUGCCCACAAGGCCGAGGAGGAGGCUGUUGCUGUCGUCGAGUACAUCAAGAAGGGUUACGGCCACGUUAACUACGGCGCCAUCCCCUCGGUCAUGUACACCCACCCCGAGGUCGCCUGGGUUGGCCAAAGCGAGCAGGACCUUAAGAGCCAGAACAUCCCCUACCGAGUCGGCACCUUCCCCUUCGCUGCCAACUCCCGAGCCAAGACUAACCUCGACACUGACGGCCUGGUCAAGAUGCUUGCCGACCCUGAGACUGACCGUCUCCUCGGUGUUCACAUCAUCGGCCCUAACGCCGGUGAGAUGAUUGCUGAGGGUACCCUGGCUCUGGAGUACGGCGCGUCCACUGAAGACAUUGCCCGAACCUGCCACGCUCACCCCACGCUCGCCGAGGCUUUCAAGGAGGCCGCCAUGAACACUCACUCCCAGGCUAUCCACUUCUAA
This is a messenger RNA of Fusarium falciforme, 1620 nucleotides long. RefSeq names its product Dihydrolipoyl dehydrogenase. The transcript is spliced from 5 exons. Gene Ontology annotation, molecular function: dihydrolipoyl dehydrogenase (NADH) activity; flavin adenine dinucleotide binding. The record is from RefSeq and is a predicted model, not a curated record. Lineage: Eukaryota; Fungi; Ascomycota; Sordariomycetes; Hypocreales; Nectriaceae. The coding region runs from base 94 to 1620 and encodes 508 amino acids. Gene Ontology annotation, cellular component: oxoglutarate dehydrogenase complex; mitochondrion.